This is a messenger RNA of Triticum aestivum (bread wheat), 753 nucleotides long. Its product is annotated as stomatin-like protein 2, mitochondrial. The transcript is spliced from 3 exons. The coding region runs from base 54 to 332 and encodes 92 amino acids. The record is from RefSeq and is a predicted model, not a curated record. Lineage: Eukaryota; Viridiplantae; Streptophyta; Magnoliopsida; Poales; Poaceae.
GUGAAGGUGAAGCGAUUCUUGCCAGGUUUGAAGCGACAGUUAGAGGGAUAGUAAUGGAUCCAGAGUCAUUUAAAACUGAAGGCAGCACAGAGGCUGCCCGCUUGAAGGUCGCUGAAGAAUACAUGGAAGUAUUUUCAAAACUAGCUAAAAAUAUGAAGACGAUGCUUCUUCCGAGAGUCCCAGGCAAUUGGGGGGCAAUGAUUGCUCAGUCACAGCCCGCAGUUUUGCCAGAAGACCUCGAUGAUCUGUCUCGUAAGAUGCCAUCCAUCAGUGACAUGGGCGGCGUCCUGUCAGAUGACAAGGAUCCACUGCCACACCCCAAGCAAAAGUAGCUGCAAAUCUUGGUGCCGAUAACUAACUUGCUGUAUGUAAUGCAACUGGAUCAGCAAGGAUGGUUUUUGAGUCUGGAAGUGAAGAUUUCCAUUUUGACGUGCUAAUGGGGCCAGGAUGAAACACUUUGUUACCUAGUUGAGAACAAACCUUUGUGUAUAUUAAUCGACGGUGCUACAUGUAGAAGACAUCCCAACACGAGUAUCAAUCCCUUGUCGUGACUUUUAUUUCAUGAGAUUUUGUUGGUGUAAGGGAUGACACAAGUUUAAACGGAAGUAAAUUUACUUGCUGUUGCAAACAUAGAAUUCUUUUCGGCCUGAUAUAUCUGAUACUAUCUCAUAUGUGAAUUGCUAAUGCUGGGUUAGCUUUAGAUUUGCAUAAGUAGAGUUUAUAUAUUUGGUUCAGAGUUCUUUUUUAUGAAUA